AUGGCGCAAAAAGCCACCAAAACCCUCGCGGCCUCCAACACCGCCCGCCUGAACCAAACCCUCUACUUCACCCUCUUCAUCCACGGUAUCUACUGGCUCCUCCGCGCCAUCCUCUUCCACUCCAGCUUCACCCGGCGCUCCCUCCUGCUCUACCUCUUCCUCGCCUCCCCCCAGAUCCUCAUCCAAUUCGCCUUCGAGCGGCAAUCGCGCCCCACGCUCACCGCCGACGGCGCCAUCAAGCGCGCUGGCGAAGACCUCGAAGCCAAAGGGCUGACAGAAUACAUGUGGGACGUCAUCUACUGGACAUACGGCGUGAUAUUCUUCGCGGGCGUGCUGGGCGACAAGGCGUGGUGGCUGUGGGGCGUGAUUCCGCUGUACAGUGCGUAUGCGGCUUGGACGACGUAUACGGGUAUGCGGGGCGGGUUUACGGAUGCUGCGGGCGUGCCGCAGCCUGAGGCCGGGACGAGUAAGAGGCAGGCGAAGAUGGAGAAGAGAGGCGGGGCGAAGGUGCAGUAUCGGUAAUGGCUGGGACGGAGGUGCGCGCACGGCAGAUGGGCGGUUGAGGUCUAGAUGCACACAGCAGGGACUGUGGGUUCACGGGGGUUGGGGUGCGUACGGAAUGCAUGUUGUAGCCAGUGCAUGGAUCGUGCGGCCGAGCCUAUGCUAGAAGGCUGGGGUGGAACACUGUGCGAGUGCGAUGAGUGUGGUGAUCUGGAACAUGGUCGCAUUCGUGUAGCAGGACAUGUAAGACCGUUCAGUUGGAUAGUAGCAUAUGCAAGGCGUUCGAGCAUGACGAUAGGAAUGCUAGAUGCCGACAUGGUGGGGGAACAUGGCCUCGAACGUUCUUCUUGAACGGUGAACGAAAUGUACUGCCAGCAUAUACCGGCUUGACUAGUCCGUGGACUAGAUCGUGCAUGUAGGAUAUUUGCAAUGUUUGUGAUUGCCAAUCGAUGAUAUUGGCCAGCCUCAAUGGCUAUACUACA
This is a messenger RNA of Parastagonospora nodorum SN15, 983 nucleotides long. RefSeq lists its product as hypothetical. Gene Ontology annotation, cellular component: intracellular membrane-bounded organelle. NCBI's taxonomy places the organism in Eukaryota, Fungi, Ascomycota, Dothideomycetes, Pleosporales, Phaeosphaeriaceae. The record is from RefSeq and is a predicted model, not a curated record. Bases 1 to 522 code for a protein of 173 amino acids. The transcript is spliced from 2 exons. Gene Ontology annotation, biological process: vacuolar protein processing.